Pestalotiopsis fici W106-1 is the source of this 771-nucleotide messenger RNA. RefSeq lists its product as uncharacterized. The coding region runs from base 1 to 771 and encodes 256 amino acids. The record is from RefSeq and is a predicted model, not a curated record. The transcript has a single exon. NCBI's taxonomy places the organism in Eukaryota, Fungi, Ascomycota, Sordariomycetes, Amphisphaeriales, Sporocadaceae.
AUGCCCUACCACGAGGUCGUCAGCGAUGGCUUCGCUUAUAGAUACGGCAGGUUUUACGCCCUAGUACCCAAUCGCGUAGAACGCGUCCAAGGCUCACAUCUUCGACAAAUGUUCUUGCCAAAGCUUACACCUGAAGCAAACAAGCGCUUAAGAGACAGCCAUGAAGAUACGUUUGUUCGCGGUCAAUUGAAACACUACGGUGUCCAUUUCGAGGAAGGCGAGAUUUCCGGCAACGGGACUCUGUUGAUCAAGAAAGUCCUCCAAGCCGGGAAAUGCGACAGAGUCCCGGACCACAUAACCCAGUUGCAGGAGAGGAUGCACGCAGAGUGGCUGGACAAACUAACUGCCGAGGAGCUCUCUUCCUACCCAGAUUGGAUAAUGGAAAGGUUCUUCUUGUCUCGUGGUCAAGCAGAUCCCACAAAGACGACCACGGUUGUGGGUAUACCUGUUGCCCCUAGCAGCACUUAUCGUGCCGGUCAAAUACGCGAGGCCGCCGACAAGAUUCCGGGUCUUCAUCAAGUAACUGGAUCGGGGCCAAAGACGCAGACCAUCUUCCUGGGUUGGGAUCGAGCGGCUGUCGCCAAGGCAGCAAGUGGACAUGCGGCCACAGAGGCAAAGAAGGUUCGGGAAGCCGACGAGGAAUGGGAAGUCGAGCGUGCAGAGAUGCACACAGACUAUCUCAACUCACUCAAGAAGAAGAAGAAGGGCUCCGAUCCUCACUCCCCCAUUGGAAGCUACAUGGUCGACUGCCAAGAGAUUGAAAGGGAAUGA